AUGGUUAGCGUUAGAAGACAAACUGCAAGUAUACGAGUAGAGCCACUGACCACCGUUGGCGCCAACUCUGCAGGUCAAAAGUCAGCAAGAGCGCGAAAACGCUCAGCCCGAACAACAGUCUUAAAGUUAUUUAAAGAUCUCUCGUCAUCUAUUCCGUAUUUCGGGAGUUUGAUCUUCUCCAGUUCAGCCGCAAAGGCAACUUGGAUAAGACGAUCCGAUGACAUCCUCAUAAUGUGA
Messenger RNA from Necator americanus (New World hookworm), 237 nucleotides. RefSeq lists its product as uncharacterized. Bases 1 to 237 code for a protein of 78 amino acids. The transcript is spliced from 2 exons. Lineage: Eukaryota; Metazoa; Nematoda; Chromadorea; Rhabditida; Ancylostomatidae. The record is from RefSeq and is a predicted model, not a curated record.